UCACCAAAGGGUCCAAAAUUGCAAAACCCUGGUAAACCCAAAGAACCAAAACCAUCGCACGCACCGAAUCCUAAAACCCCAAAGCCAAACAAAGCAAUUUCAGCCAUGUCUUGCAUCUCCGCCGCCAGGUCCGUCCUCCGAUCCGCAGGGUCUCGAGGCGCCAUAGCUUCAAGGCUCGCCAAUGGAGUAAGAUCCAAACCAGCGCCUUCUCAAUUUCGCAUCCCGAAACAAAACAUAAACCAAAACCCACCCACUAAUCGAACCUUUAGGUUGCCUGUGGAAAUUAGCUGCUGCUGCGUGGAAUCGAUACUUCCUUAUCACACCGCCACUGCCUCUGCGUUGCUAACUUCCAUGCUCUCUGUCUCUCGCCGCACCUACGGUUGGACUCCUGAAGAUGGAUGAUUGAUCUAUUGAGAUGCGGUUCAUUGAUUAUUGAUCGCAGUUUUCAUGGAUUUCAAUCAAGUUUUUAUGACUUGCUACAGGCAUUACUUAUCUUUCGUUAACCCUCCUCCCCUUUAUGUCUUGUUCCGAGUUGUGGCAUCUGAGUCUUUGAAUUUAAAAUUUCAACGAAUGGUGUUCUAUGUGCUAGCAUUGAGUUAUAAAUUAUUUAAAAUAGUUCCAAACUAUUACGUACUGAAUAUGAUGAUGAUUUGUGUUUAUUUAUUUAUUUAUUUAUUGUUCUGUUUUUAUGCAAGUUAUGGAUCAUAGUUCCUUUUAUCUUGAAGUCUUCCAAUGUACUCGUAAUUUUGUCCA
Messenger RNA from Ziziphus jujuba (common jujube), 753 nucleotides. Its product is annotated as protein NUCLEAR FUSION DEFECTIVE 6, mitochondrial. NCBI's taxonomy places the organism in Eukaryota, Viridiplantae, Streptophyta, Magnoliopsida, Rosales, Rhamnaceae. The record is from RefSeq and is a predicted model, not a curated record. Bases 106 to 402 code for a protein of 98 amino acids. The transcript has 3 exons. Gene Ontology annotation, cellular component: mitochondrion.